This is a messenger RNA of Colletotrichum abscissum, 207 nucleotides long. RefSeq lists its product as uncharacterized. The transcript is spliced from 3 exons. Lineage: Eukaryota; Fungi; Ascomycota; Sordariomycetes; Glomerellales; Glomerellaceae. The record is from RefSeq and is a predicted model, not a curated record. Bases 1 to 207 code for a protein of 68 amino acids.
AUGGGUGGUGCAAGCCGUGAAGGUGGCAAGGCCAAGCCUCUUAAGGCCGCGAAGAAGGCCCAGAAGGACAUGGACGAGGACGACCUCGCUUUCCUCGAGAAGAAGCGCGCCGAGGAGAAGGCUCGCAAGGAGAUGGCCGCCAAGGCCGGCGGAAAGGGACCUCUCAACACCGGUACCCAGGGCAUCAAGAAGAGCGGCAAGAAAUAA